Molecule: messenger RNA, 2208 nt
Organism: Ipomoea nil (Japanese morning glory)
Lineage: Eukaryota; Viridiplantae; Streptophyta; Magnoliopsida; Solanales; Convolvulaceae
Product: primary amine oxidase-like
Exons: 5
Coding region: 24-1991 (655 amino acids)
Biological process (GO): amine metabolic process
Molecular function (GO): primary methylamine oxidase activity; quinone binding; copper ion binding
Source: RefSeq, a predicted model, not a curated record
UGGUUUCAUGCUUCACCAUUUUCAUGAUCAUUAUCUUUCUCCUCUCACUCUCACUCUCUGCCAUAGCCUCACCUCAACAGAACUACCAUCCACUCAAUUCCCUCUCUUUGCCCGAGCUCCAACGAGUUCAAACGAUACUCAAAGCUCAAAAUCCCCACAAGAACUUGUCCUUACACUAUGUAGGCUUGGAUGAGCCAGACAAGCCACUAGUCCUCUCUUGGCUAUCCACCCGUUCCUCCUCGUCCUCCACCCCGCCACCCCGCCUGGCUUACAUCAUUGCCAGAGAUGACGGGAGAACCCACGAGAUCACCAUCGACUUAUCCACCGACUCCAUCAUUUCCAACACAGUAUACCAUGGCCAUGGCUACCCUAUCCUUUCUACUCAAGAACAAGACAUUGCUAGUAGAUUGCCACAAACUUAUGCACCAUUUAUAGCUUCGAUUGCGAAGAGAGGGCUGAAGUUGGAAGAAGUGUUGUGCGAAAGCUUCACCGCUGGAUGGUUCGGGGAGACAAGGGAGAGCAAGAGAGUGGUCAAAGUUAUGUGCUAUUACUUGGAUGGCACACUCAACUUCUUUAUGAGACCUAUUGAGGGCAUUGUUGUGACUGUUGAUCUUGAUGUGAUGAAAAUUGUUGGGUACCUUGACAGGAUGAUGGUUCCCGUGCCAAAAGCCGAGGGAACGGAUUAUACGAAACCUCUAUAUGAUUCACACAUAAAUGGCUUUAGAAUGAUCCAACCAGAAGGACCUAGCUUCUCUAUAGAUGGACAAGAAGUGAGGUGGGCAGAUUGGAAGUUUCAUGUGUCUUUUGACAUGAGGGCAGGUGUGAUAAUAUCGUCAGCGAGUGUGUAUGAUCAUGAAAAAGGUGAACACAGGAGUGUUAUGUACAGAGGUUUUGUGUCUGAGAUUUUUGUGCCAUACAUGGACUUAAGUGAAGGGUGGUACUUCAAAACUUUUCUUGAUUCCGGGGAAUAUGGAUUCGGGUUAUAUGGUAUAGAGCUGGAGCCAUUAAGGGACUGCCCAGAAAACGCAGAAUACAUGGAUGGAUACUUCAGUAAUCAGGAUGGAACUCCAGGGAAACAGAAGAAUGUGAUCUGUAUAUUCGAACGCUAUGCUGGAAAUGUCAUGUGGCGCCACACCGAAACAGGAAUUGUGGGGGAACAGAUACGAGAAGUUAGGCCGGAAGUGAGCCUAGUGGUGAGAAUGGUGUCAGCUCUGGGGAACUAUGACUACAUUAUAGAUUGGGAGUUUAAACAAACUGGGAGCAUUGAAGUUAAUGUUGGGUUGACUGGCAUGCUUGCAGUAAGGGGAUCUGCAUACACUCACACCGAUCAGAUACAGAACACUGAAGCCUAUGGCAGUCUUCUAGCAGAAAACACAAUAGGGUCACGCCACGAUCAUUUUGUUAGCUUCUACCUGGAUCUCGAUGUGGAUGGUUACACCAAUUCAUUCGUUAAAAACACGUUGAAAACAACUCGAGCGAGCGAGAAGGUAUCGCCUAGGAAAAGCUACUGGACUGUUGUUAGGGAAACAGCUGAGAAAGAGUCUGAUGCAAGGAUUCAGCUAGGCUCGAGUGCAGCUGAGCUGGUGGUUGUGAAUCCUAGCAAGAAGACUAAGAUGGGGAACGAAGUUGGGUACCGUUUGAUCCCAAGAUCCCCGGCAGGCCCUUUGUUAUCAGACGACGACUACCCACAGAUUCGGGGGGCUUUCACUAAGUACAAUGUAUGGGUCACACCUUACAACAAAACCGAGAAAUGGGUUGAUGGACAAUUUGCUGAUCAAAACCGGGGCGAUGAUGGUUUAGCUGCUUGGAGCCUCAAGAACAGGAAAAUAGAGAAGAAAGAUAUUGUGUUAUGGUACACAAUGGGAUUUCACCAUGUUCCAUGCCAAGAAGAUUUCCCUGUCAUGCCAACACUUACCAGUGGAUUCGAGCUUAGACCAACCAAUUUCUUCGACUAUAAUCCAGUGCUCAAAAUAAAGCCUCCCAAACAGUAACUACUUUAUACAUAUAUAAUGGGACUGAAGAUCCAACUUCGACACUUCCCUAUUGAGUGUACAAUAAACAUCCUGGCCUGCUGCUAAAAUAUUGUUUAUUAGUCGUUGCCCUUUCAGGAUAUUGUUUCUUUAUGUUUUUAACCUUUUAACUCCUAUAUAUAGAUAGGAGGCAAAAUAUUAUAUUGUCUUAAUAAGUACUCCUUAAUUGGUAUUUGAA